This is a messenger RNA of Pomacea canaliculata, 3790 nucleotides long. Its product is annotated as retinoblastoma-associated protein-like. Gene Ontology annotation, biological process: cell differentiation; regulation of transcription by RNA polymerase II; cell morphogenesis involved in neuron differentiation. Bases 335 to 2977 code for a protein of 880 amino acids. Gene Ontology annotation, molecular function: RNA polymerase II transcription regulatory region sequence-specific DNA binding. The transcript is spliced from 28 exons. Gene Ontology annotation, cellular component: Rb-E2F complex; nucleus; chromatin. Lineage: Eukaryota; Metazoa; Mollusca; Gastropoda; Architaenioglossa; Ampullariidae. The record is from RefSeq and is a predicted model, not a curated record.
ACCGGUCGACAUCCUAAUCCAGUUCUCUUCGCUAAGCUAUGGAGAGAGUACAAAAACAAUCUCUAGUAAACACGAGCGAGGACAGUGUCCAAUGAUGCAUACGUGGACAGCUAGCAGCAAAAACUUCUUUUGGUCUUUGGAUGUCGCAUGUACACAGCAAUCACUAAUGUAUGAGUAGCAGUAGCCCUUUCCUGAAAAAUAAUUUUAAAAAAAGCUAAAAUCAGACGUCAUCUCCGCACUGCUUUCAAGCAACACAUCAAACUUCUUUAUAAACAGGCAAAAAGAACAAGGAUAUUUGUGUUACUAGUAACAAAGUUCAGAAGGAACAGCAGUAAUGCCACUAUUUCAGCAUAAUCAAGACUUCUCAACCCUUUGUAUAUCCCUGUCUGUGCCAGUAGACAUCCAGAAAAAAGCAGAAGGAAUACUUGAGACGCUCUGGACUGAACUUGACCAACAGGAAGAUAUAGAGAUGCACCUUAAAGAUAUGUUUGUCUGUGUUCUGUACAUGGCACUGAUUGAUGCAAGAAUGCCUUAUGGACCCAAUGAUCCCCAGCUGAAACACGGGUAUAUAGCUGUCCCACCAAUCACAGUCACCCAUCUUCUGCAAAAGACUGACACAAGCAUGAAACAUCUUCUGCAGCAGAUGCAUAUUGUGAAGGAUCUGCUGGUGUUGUCUGAUGCUGUGGCAGAUCAUCUGGCUAUCAUGGAGAAAAAUUUCUGCAUUCUUUCUUAUUUGUCUCACACAUUUGACAGGUUGUCUGCCACUGUUUUUAGAGAUGAUUACACUUCUGAUAUAGAAGCGAAUGAAGAGAAUAUAGGUCCCCCUAUUCCAGAGACAGAGGGUGUGACUUUUAGGAAGAAACUUUGCUGGUUGCUGUUCCUGCUUGCAAAACAACGCUUCCUUGGUGACAGUCUUGAACUUGUUCAUGGAUUUUCUGUUCUGUUGUGUUGUUUGGAAUACGUGAUGCGUACAACACCAUCAUUUCUGCUGAGUCCACCUUAUGAUGCUAUCAGGAUUGGCUGUCAUCGUGUACUGGAGAAUGGCAAUAUUUCAUUGCUGACAAAACUUGCUGAGAAUUUCUCAGCCAGUGAAGAUGAGGUUAAAGAAUUGCAUACAAGUUGCAUGGAGCCAUUUAUUCAAGAGCUACUUAACAGAGAUGGAGAACUUGAUAUGGACAAGUUAGAAGUGAUGUAUUUCAAACAGCACACCCAAGAAGGAGACCUCAACGAAAUGUUGUUUCUUAUUAAAGAUCCUCUUAUAUGUCCCUCCAGUCCACAAAGCAGCAACAGCACAACAUCAGAGGGAAACACCCAAUCUGGUCAAAUUUUAACCCCUGUCAGAGCCACCUUGUACUCUAUUCAACAGCUAAAGAGUACUCUUGCUACAGCCACAGAUGAACCAAGUGUCAGACUGAAAGAAUACUUUCAGGCAUGCUCUAAUGACCCUUCCUCACAAAUUGCAGAGCGAGUAAGACAGAUGAGGGAUUUGUUUGUGAGAAAAUUUGAAGAAGUAACCUCCUCUUUUCAGUCUGUGGCAGAUCCCAGGUAUACGCUGGGCAUCAAGCUUUACUAUCGCAUGCUGGAACUUAUGCUCAACUAUGAAAGCAAGCGUCUGUCUCAAUCUGUACUGAACACACUUCUGAACAAAGAUGACUUCCAUCGGUCUCUGAUUGCUUGCUGUUUAGAGGUUGUUUUGGUGGCAUAUGGUCUCUCCAGAAGCCUUGGAGUAAAUGGCGAGAACCUUGAACAUUCAACAUUUAGAUUUCCAUGGAUUUUGAAUGUUUUGGCUAUUGAGCCGUAUGACUUUGCCAAAGUACUUGAACAUUUUGUCAAAACAGAACCCAAGCUGCCUGCAGAUAUUGUUAAGCAUCUACAGCACAUUGAGUACAAAAUCCUGGAGUUCUUUGCUUGGCAAGAGGGAUCAUCUUUAUUUGAUGUGAUCAACAACUAUGACAGAGGAAUGUGUACGCCUCCUAGAAAUUCACCAACAGAACAUCCUUCAAGCAGUAAUGGACUGACUCCCUCUGCUGCAGAAAUGUUUCUUUCUCCUGUUCCCAUCCGCCCAGCAUCCUCCCAAGUAUAUUCUGCUACAUCUACUUCAACUACCCGAUUACCUUCAGCUCCUCGUCGAUCCACUUCUCUCACAGCCUUUUUCAACAAAGUCUACAGGUUAGCAUACCACAGGCUUCAGAGGUUAUGCAGUAUGCUGCAAUUGGGAAAAGACUUGCUCCAGAAGAUAUGGACCUGUUUUGAGAAUUGCAUCACAUACAGACUGGAUUUGCUUAAGAACAGGCAUAUAGAUCAGAUUUUGAUGUGUUCACUGUAUGGAGUGUGUAAAGUGGCUGACAAAGAGGUUCGUUUUAAAACCAUCGUGCAAGAAUACAAAAAUCUACCUCAUGCAAGGGAAGAAGUGUUUCGACGUGUUUCCAUGGAUGGAGGCCGCUUCGACUCCAUUAUUAUAUUCUAUAACCAAAUUUUCAUGUUUAGCAUGAAGUCCAUCAUCCUGCAGUUUGCCAACAGCAGGCAGGCAGUAACACCUUUAUCACCUGCCCCACACCUUGUGUCAGUGCAGCACAGCUCUCCUGUUUACAAUUUGAUGGGGAGGAAGAACUUCUAUAUAUCACCACUAAAAGAGUCUCCAUUCAAAGCACCCCAGUCUCCCAGCCAAUUGACCCCCUCAUCACGCCAGCUCUUCUGUUUUGGCGACAGACCAGGGUCUGCAGAAAAACUUCGAAGUAUCAAUGCAGCUAUUUCAGCAGCAGGUGCAUUAAAGCGAAAAUCACAGGCAGGAACCUCACAGCUGCAAAAGGUUCGAAGAAAAAUGGAAUUUGAUCAGCCAUCUUCAGAGGAUUUACAGACAAUACCAGAAGAGACCAAAAUAGUGAAGAAAAGGGCAGUUCUUUCUCCUCAGAAAGUAUCUAGCAUAAUGGUAUCUGAAACUAGUGCUAUCAGGUCCUUAAAUGAUAUUCUUGAGUAAGUAGAGCAACAGAUCUUUCUGAAUGUAUUUUGCCCCCUUCCCUAAAACAGGACAUUUAACAAGAAGCAUCGGUGCAUUGGUUACUGUCUUUUCAAACUUUUUAUAUGAAAUUGGCAGAAACCAAUUUGCAAUUCAAGCUUUCAUAAAACUCAGCAUUUUACUUUGAAACCUUGUUUGACUAUAAACAUGGACAAUUUCAGUGAGCAUUUUCUCUGCCAUAGCAGCAACAUUUCUUUUUAAGGUAUUUGUAUUUAAGUCAGUGUCAAUUGUUUCAAUAUGACCAUACUAUUUAUUUAUUAACAUUAAUAGUUAUUUCAUUAGUAUAUUGUUAUAACUUUUGUAUUUUUUCAUUGUUAAUUAGUAUAUAGGUAGGCUGUUAAUCUGUUUCAUAUCAAAACUAUUUUGUGGUCACCACAACUGAGAAGCCAGUUUCACUGUUACUUGCAGAGAGUAUGAAAAUGUGAUACUGUGUUAAUGUACAUUGCAGCCAACAUAAUAUGCAUUUCACUGGUCAAAAUGUGGUUAUGCUAGCUAACCUACAUGGAACACUAGUAUCAAAAGCCCCAACCCGGUACCUAGUAAUGGUUCAUUAUUUAGCAGUGAUCAAAUUACACUCAAUGUGACUUACAUGUGUAUGUAGCUAUCACUAUAUCAGCAUCAGACCAGAAAUUGGUUUCAGAAAAGAAAUUUUGCAGCAUCAAGGUCAUGUUCUAUGUUCAGCUAUAAGAUGGAUUUCUUGUUGCAAUAAAACUUUCUAUACCACAACUAGAAAGCCUACUGGAAGUUACUGCCUAAUAAAAAGUAUUAUUUUUA